UAUCAAUGAAACAGCUGACAUUUAAAAUAGCAGGCACUAUCAAUGGAACAGCAAACAAUUAAAAUAGCAGGCAUUAUCAAUGAAACAACUGACAUAACUAAUGGAACAGCUAAAAUUUGAAACAGCUGGCACUAUCAAUGGAACAACUGACAGGGGAAACAUCAGUGGUAAUACAGUGAAAACAAUGGAAGGAUUGUUUUCAAAUCCCAUUGAAAUGAUCUCUUUCAUGUUUUCAAUACUUGGGAUAGUAGCUAAUGGAACUGCAAUAUUUGCAACUGUGAAAGCAUCGAACAGCAACAGAACACAUUCCAAACUUAUCGUAAGUCUGUGCAUAUCUGACGGUUUGGUUUUGAUCGCUAUCCCAUUAAAGUACAUACUUGACACAUUUAGAGAAAUAUUUGAAGACUGCAGGAAUUUGUAUAAGCCCAUCUUGUACAUUGCAUUAAUUGCCACUCAAAUAAAUCUACUUGGAAUGGCUUUAGAUCACUAUGUUGCCAUUAUGAGGCCAUUACAUCACAGAAGACUUUUGUCCAAUUUUCGAGGAAAUUUUCUUGUGAUCGGAAUUUGGGCACUUAGCAUUACAGCAGGUCUCCUGGAAUUCAUAAUUGGAUUAUUAAUGAAAGCUGGAAGUAAUGACAGCAAUUCUGUGUGCACGGCAAUUUUUAUAGAUCCGUACGACCUCGAAAUUUUCAUUAUAAGUUUUAUUUUUGUCGUCUUGCUAAUCAUCGUUAUAAUUUACACCAGAAUUUACAUUCGCCUAAAAAGCCCAGAGGGGCUUAUUGGAAUUCCUAAGCAACAAACAACUAAAGCUUUGGUGACUACAAUACUUCUAAUUGGAACAUUUACAGUCUGUUGGGCGCCGAUGGGAAUUUUCCAAAUCUAUAUGAACUUUUUAUUAAAAACUAAUGUGCAGUACUUGAUCGAACAUUUGCAGGAUUUACUCCUCGUUAAUGGAAUUCUGCUUCUCGUACUUCAGAUGAAUUCACUCAUCGAUCCUCUUAUAUAUGCCAUACGACUUCCUCAGGUGCGGAAAGGCUGUCACACAUUUUUUGGUGCGAAAAAAUCACGACAGGAAGUUUCAUUACCGCUAAGCCCUCUACCAGAUAGCAUAAAUCAGUGCACUAUUCUUAUGAGUGACUAAUGAUCACUAGCAUUUCUGUAAAUAUUAAUUAACAUAACUGUCAGCAUACAAAUUUAACUCAUUGACUGUAAUGUAAGUAAUUUAUUACACGUCGAUCCCAAUCCUUUUAUCACCCUGGACUAAUCAUCACUGCCAUUGUUGUAAAUAUUACCUAACCUAGCUGACAGAAUACAAAACUCACCAUAAUGAAGUAAAUUAUGACAUGUUCGUCUCCUCCUUUCACUGCCCUUAAUAUGUCUUAUCCAAUUUUCGGUACCUUAACCAGGUGGCCCAUGAGUGUGGCUAGGUCAUGGGUAUUGUUCUGUGAACGUCGCCUUGUUAAUCUUUGUUCUCAUUUAUUUUUAUAAUGAAGUAUUAUAAAUUAACUAUUGCCAUACUAAUUAAUUUGCCAAAUAGUUGACAGGAUUAUUUAUGUGAAUUAGUUAAAAAAUGCCCGCGGGCAUAAAACGUCUUUUUCUACGCCGUUGUUAGGAAGUUAAAGUUGUUUAAAUCGCCAAGAAAUAGUGGAUAUCAACAGCAGACAGACGAUGUUCAAUGCACACAAUGCCGGGGGACCACACAACGAAGCUUUGUAACUCUUUACAAUUAGAUGAUCUAAAACCUUCGAGAUAAUGCUUCUAUGACAUUAUAAUUUAUUACUCAUUUACAGUCAAUCUGAUCGUAAAUUCUGAUUCUGUUUCCUAAAUCGUACAAUCAUGCUGAAAAAAUUAUUUCCUCUUUACAGCUUUAUACUCAAGAUUAUAACAUUAUUUUAACUUAUCCACAUCUUAAGAAGAUUCCUGAGAUAUUUUAAGAAUUUAUGUAAUUUAGGAUCACAAUAUUUCAAGACAUUAUGAGCUUAAUUCUACAAAAAUCUACAGAAAUCCUAUUAAUUUGAAUCAUCUAGAUAUUUUCGUUUAAUCUUGUUUAUUUUUUACAUCCAUGACAUUUUUCACAGAAUAAACUGACAUAAUUUACAAAUUUUGUAUAAUGGAAUCACCCUGGUUUGAAUUUUGAACAGUUCAUUAGUAGUUUAAGGAAAUUUAGAAUCAAUAAUUUUUAUGCUAAUUAAAUGUCUUAAAUGGACUUGUCCAUCUUUCAAUGCUGCCAAGCAUGCUAAGAGUUGAAAAAUUUAAAUUUAGUUGCCAAAAGUAUUAAAUGGCCCCAUGGGAAGAACCUAUUGCUGGCUCUGGCUCAAAUAAUAUUAUUUUCAUCAACUCGUUCAACAAAUU
Molecule: messenger RNA, 2352 nt
Organism: Ruditapes philippinarum (Manila clam)
Lineage: Eukaryota; Metazoa; Mollusca; Bivalvia; Venerida; Veneridae
Product: melanocortin receptor 5-like
Exons: 1
Coding region: 101-1141 (346 amino acids)
Biological process (GO): G protein-coupled receptor signaling pathway
Cellular component (GO): membrane
Molecular function (GO): G protein-coupled receptor activity
Source: RefSeq, a predicted model, not a curated record